CUCAUUUGGUUACAUGAAAUGGCAGGUGUUGGGAAGUCUGCAGUCACAUUCACUGUAGCUGAAAGGAUGCGAAGUUUGAAAAUGAUAGAGCAGAUGAAUAUUGAGAUGCGACUUGUGGGCACGUUCUUUUUCUCAUGCAAGCACACCAACCACUCCAUGACUGGAUAUUUUUUUGUGAUGCUUGCAUACCAGCUUGCCUGCAAUUUUCCUAGCAUCCAGGAGGAUUUGAACAGAGCUAUUCAUCAAAAUCCUGCUCUUCUGGACCCUAAUAAAUCUCUUUGCAACCAGAUGGAGGGACUCUUUCUGAAACCUCUACUGUGCGGGUGUCCACCUUUCGCAUUUGUUGUCGAUGCUCUUGACAAAUGCAUGUCCAAAACUGAGGUUGCUGAUCUCAUCUUCCUCCUAGGCAGAGCUCUUCGGGAACCAGAUCUUCCCACGAUCCACAUCCUCCUCAUGAGUCACUCGAAAGAUCAUAUCCAUGAUGCCAUGCAGGAAAGAGGCAUGUGCCCACUGGUGUGGGAGAUACCAGUCAAUUUCUGGAGAGGGUGUGGCUGUGAUUAUCUCAUUAGAUGGUGUAGAUAUUGA
This is a messenger RNA of Suillus subaureus, 585 nucleotides long. RefSeq lists its product as uncharacterized. The record is from RefSeq and is a predicted model, not a curated record. The annotation marks the transcript as partial. The transcript is spliced from 2 exons. NCBI's taxonomy places the organism in Eukaryota, Fungi, Basidiomycota, Agaricomycetes, Boletales, Suillaceae.